AUGUCCGCUGCUGAUUUACUUUUAUCGACUAUCAAAGGCUUUGAAUAUUCAGAAUUGGAUUUUCAUGAAAUUGAUGAGAAACUGAAAAGCGAAAUUCCCAUCGAACUUGAAUAUCAAAUAAAUAAUGUUUUAUCUCUGACCAAGAAAACCAUAGAGAAAUUAAAAAUUUCCUUAAUUUUACCUAAAAUAUUGGAAAAUCCUAAGAUGUUACAGGAUUACGUAAAUCAUACAGAAUAUAACAGUUGUUUGAAAUUGUUACAAGACUAUAGAACUAGACAAAAAACUGUAUCUUUAUUGGAACCUAAACAAAAUGAUUAUUAUCUUUUAAAAAUCAUUGAUUAUUUCCAAGAAAAUUAUAAAAUUCUUGAGGCUUUACCCAACUGGUUAGAUGAUAUAGACAAUACGGAAAAAUGUUUAUUGAAAGCGUUUGAGGAUGUUUAUCAAGUGACCCAAGAAAGAUUUUAUAGACCUGCCAUGGCCGAUUUGGCCAAAGAAAAACGUUUGCAUGAAGUUUAUUUAGCUAAUGAGGAGGUUAAAAAGACUAUAAAAGAUAUCUCUCGUAAAAUUCAAAACAAAAAGUUAAAUCGUCUUUGGAAAACUGCCGCCAAAACUGGAGUCAUUAAGAAAUUAGAAGAUGAACUAGCAUUUCAUCAAUAUGAUAAUAAUUUAUUUGUUAAACAGGAAAUUUCGAAUAGUCAUCGGGAAAUACAACAAAUCAAUUUCACUUUCACAAACAAACAACAAGAACUUGAAGAAGAAUUGGAAAAAGUCCGUUUAACUUAUGAGCGUAAAUUAAAAGAUGAUUUGAUACAAGAAAGAAAUGUCCGAGAUGAAAGAAAUAAAUUACAGCUACAAUUACAGUCCUUGAUUACCAAAUAUGAUCAAACGAUUUACGACAAAUACAAAGAGGAACUACUCCUUCAAGAAGAGUAUGACAAAGAAAAACAAGAAUUUGAUAUUUUUCUUAUAGAAUAUAAGCGCGAGGAUGCCAUCUAUGAAGAAUUGGUCCGUAAAAAAGAACGGGAAUUUCAGCAAUUGCAUGAAGCUAAAAUUCUUCUUUUCACUCAUACGCGAGCUGCCAAAAAGUUACAACGUUGGUGGAAAAAAUAUUUGCGUGCCCAGAAACAAUUACAGAAGAAAGCGGCUAAAAGCAAGGGAAAAGCCAAAGAAAAAGAUGAGGGGGCUAACGGAAAACCAGCGGGAAAGAGUGACAACAAGGAAGCUAACAAAAAAACUGGUGGAAAAGGAAAGAUGAAAUAA
Lucilia sericata (common green bottle fly) is the source of this 1260-nucleotide messenger RNA. Its product is annotated as DNA ligase 1-like. NCBI's taxonomy places the organism in Eukaryota, Metazoa, Arthropoda, Insecta, Diptera, Calliphoridae. The record is from RefSeq and is a predicted model, not a curated record. The transcript is spliced from 6 exons. Bases 1 to 1260 code for a protein of 419 amino acids.